GUGACAUCAUGAUUUUAUAUAUCUUAUCUUUAUAUACAAACACACACGCAAACACUAUUUAUUCAGAAAGAGAUUAGAAAGCUAAGAAAGAGAAAUGGCAGAUCUAUUUUUGAAGCAGGCAAAAGAAUAUGCAGAUGCAAGACCAAGUUACCCUCCACAGCUCUUCCAAUUCAUUGCUUCAAAGACUCCCUCUCACAACCUUGUUUGGGAUGUUGGUACUGGAAGUGGCCAGGCUGCAAAAUCUUUAGCUGCGAUAUACGAGAAUGUGAUAGCCACUGAUGCUAGUGCCAAGCAACUUGAAUUUGCAGCCAAGAUUUCCAAUGUGCGAUACCAGCACACUCCUUCAACCAUGUCAAUGGCUGAGCUUGAAAAACUGGUGGCAUCUGAGGGAACCGUGGACCUUGUGACCAUAGCCCAAUCCCUGCACUGGUUUGACUUGGCAACCUUCUACCAACAAGUGAAAUGGGUCCUGAAGAAGCCUAAUGGAGUGAUUGCUGCAUGGUGCUACUAUUUGCCUAGAGUUUCUGAUGAAACAGACACUGUUCUUGAUGAAUUCUAUUCUAGUGAAGUAGGCCCUUAUUGGGACCCUGCACGUAAAUUGGUUGAUAAGCUUUAUGGAAGCAUUGAUUUUCCAUUUGAAGCUGUGGAGGGUGCUGAUCACACAGGACCCUUUGAGUUCGUGACAGAGACUUUGAUGGAUUUGGAUGAUUUCUUGACUUACAUAAAAUCAUGGUCAGCGUAUCAGACGGCUAAGGAGAAAGGAGUGGAGCUUCUUCCGGAAAAUGUAGUUCAAAAGUUCAAGCUUGCUUGGGGAGAAGAUGGUAAAAAAGUAGCCAGGUUUCCGAUUUAUUUGAGGAUGGGAAAAGUUGGGGAUGCCUAGAAAUAUGCAUACCGUUACUUCGGGUUGGAAGAUGAUCGUACUUGUUUGGUAAAAUAAAAUAAUUUAAUAAUUAAUUAUUUUCCUUAGUAUAAAUUUUUAUGU
Messenger RNA from Vigna umbellata (rice bean), 982 nucleotides. RefSeq names its product S-adenosyl-L-methionine-dependent methyltransferases superfamily protein. NCBI's taxonomy places the organism in Eukaryota, Viridiplantae, Streptophyta, Magnoliopsida, Fabales, Fabaceae. Gene Ontology annotation, molecular function: S-adenosylmethionine-dependent methyltransferase activity. The record is from RefSeq and is a predicted model, not a curated record.